This is a messenger RNA of Daldinia loculata, 1296 nucleotides long. RefSeq lists its product as uncharacterized. The transcript is spliced from 5 exons. The record is from RefSeq and is a predicted model, not a curated record. NCBI's taxonomy places the organism in Eukaryota, Fungi, Ascomycota, Sordariomycetes, Xylariales, Hypoxylaceae. The coding region runs from base 363 to 791 and encodes 142 amino acids.
AACCGCUUUAGAAUUAAUUUAGGUAUUCCGUACUACCUGAGAAAGGUGAAUAUUACAACUAACUUCUCAGCAAAUGUGUUUGUACAGCUGUUCUUCAAGUGCUUAGAAACUGGGUUAAUAGAUCUCUUCUAAAGGCAUAUGAAACUUUCUAUAUGAAAUCAUAUUUAGGCCUUGGUUGCAACCCAAAUCUAUGUUAACACCCCCUAACAAGUAACCACGUACAAGAAAAGCACCUCUAAAACCCAUUUUCGAUGCACGCCAUACGACAUACAUCUCACUCCUAAGUCUUUGCGAUAUAUUCCAAUUCGCUCCUGAUUAACUAGAAACAUUCCAAUCAAUCCAAAGGUCUCUCAGCUCCCAAAAUGGCUCCAUCCAAAAAACCGUUGUCCCAUAAAGAGAUUUGGGAUGAUUCGGCCCUCAUAGACUCGUGGAACGACGCGCUAAAAGAAUAUGAGAAAUAUCAUAGUAUCCAUAGGAAUGGAGGCAACGUGGAAGACCUUCUAAAGUCCGACGAAACAACUCCAGAUGCCAAGAACGAGACUGAAAAGGCUCAUCCCCUCGAAGCUGAUUCCGAAAUGGGAGUUGAAGCUACUGAUGGAAGACAAGAGAGCGGAACGUCGACUUCCCAGCACAGCCACCCGCUUGGUGGAGGUCCCGGUCCUGGAGGGCUACUAGGUUCAGUGCGUGACGAAGGCCUCAAAAGACUAUUGAUGUCGUGGUAUUAUGCAGGCUACUACACAGGCCUUUACGAAGGCCAGCAGAACCAGACUCAGCAACAAGCAUCUGAAUAGAGAAUAGAGGUGAACGGGAAACUUUAGAGAUCUCAUAACUCUAAUCCUGAAUCUAGUUAAAAUCGUUGAUGGGAUUCUUGGUGAGAUCGACUUGACAGGGCAGGGAUCUGCAACGUUAGAUGUUACAGGCUCUUGUGACGAUAACGUCACAUACAUAGCUUAAAUUCUGCGAGUGUGCGACGAAUUAUGCACCAGUUCCCAUCCAUAAGGAAUAGUACAACGUAAUACUACAAAUUACGGAAUGUUAAUUGGAGGAGCAAGACGAAGAGACAAAUUUGAGGCUACCAUUACGCUCUUGAUGAAGAUCAUGGCCUGAUUUCUCCUUGCUUUGGGGUUGCGAUUAUCAGCCUAGCCAUGGAAUGCUCGUUUUCAGCUUUAUUGAGAGGGAAUAACUCCUAUUGAUACCACUUCCUUUUAGAGGCAUCGUGAAAUACGUGCUAAUAAAAACAUUGUCUUUUCUAAUACUAUUCAUGGAGUCUAAUUGAUAUAAUAAUCCGUAUUAGCG